Chiloscyllium plagiosum (whitespotted bambooshark) is the source of this 4595-nucleotide messenger RNA. RefSeq names its product coiled-coil domain-containing protein 149. The record is from RefSeq and is a predicted model, not a curated record. Lineage: Eukaryota; Metazoa; Chordata; Chondrichthyes; Orectolobiformes; Hemiscylliidae.
UCUUACUAAAAUUAUGUCACCGGGGAUUUGGAAAACUAUUUUUCUUAAUACUGUUGGUGCAGGAACAAUAAAGCUAAAAUAAUUCGAGAGGUGUCAGGAAGAAAAUAGGACAAUUAAAUAAAUUUAGCGAACAAAUCUUCUUUCCACGUUAUAGGAAUGCAGUAAUAAUUAUCCAGGAUCAGACUGUAGUAACAUUGCAAGCAUUGUUAAAUGAAUCUCCUGCUGCAGCUUGGCUUCUAUUACCCCGGGUUGACCUGACGUUGGGCUUGGUCUACACAUGGAAGUGAGGUAGUACCGGGAGGAAGCGACUGCCCACGGUUCACUGAUCCCAAAGCUCGCGAAUAAUUUUGUUUUGGUAGCUGCAUUUACCGUCUGUGUCUGUAUAUAUUUGUAAUAAGAUGACUUCAAAGAGGAGCGAAGGCGAAUGGCAGGGGCUAGUGAAUGAGUAUUUAAUAUGCAAAAGAAAGCUGGAGAGCAAGAAGGAAGCUCUAUUGAUCCUCUCCAAAGAGCUUGAUACAUGCCAACAAGAACGAGACCAGUACAAACUAAUGGCUAAUCAGCUUCGCGAGCACCAUCAAUCACUAAAGAAAAAGUACAGAGAACUAAUAGAUGGUGAUCCUACUCUCCCACCAGAAAAGCGGAAUCAGGCAAACCUUGCACAACUAUUGAGUAGUUCUCGAGAGCGGAAUAAACAGCUGACAGAGGAAAUUAAAGAACUCCAGCAGAGACUGACUGAGGCACAGGGUGAUAAUAAGCUCCUAAGAAUGACGAUUGCCAAACAGCGUUUAGGUGACGAAGAAGUAGGAGCUCGUCAUUUUCCUGCACAUGAACGUGAGGACCUUGUUCAGCAGUUGGAAAAAACACAUGAACAGAUUGAACGUUUGGAUCAUGAUUAUCAAGCAGCAGUGGAUGAGCUGCAGGAUGUUAAGGUCGAACGAUCUUUCUACCAGGAGAAAGCUGACCGCCUAAAUCAGGAGAUUAACCAUAUUCUUGGAGGGCAUGAAAACCGUAUCAUUGACGUGGAUGCAUUGUGCAUGGAGAACAGGUACCUGCAUGAACAUUUGAAACAGAUCCAGGAAGAAGUCAACAUUCUUAAAAAUAACAUUUCAAAAUAUAAGAAUGCUCUUGAACGUAAAAAGCACCCAAAGCCAAGUGGAAGAAGCAGCAGUAGCGCACUUACAGGAGUUCUUUCUGCAAAACAAGUCCAGGAAUUAUUGUCAGAAGACCAUGGUUGUAGUCUGCCAGCCACGCCACAGUCCAUUUCAGAUCUGAAAUCAUUGGCAACUGCUUUACUUGAGACGAUUCAUGACAAGAAUAUGGUUCUUCAGCAUCAACGGCAGACUAACAGAAUUCUGGGCAAUCGAGUAGCUGAAUUGGAAAAGAAACUGAGAACUUUGGAAGUUUCUGGUUUGUGGAGCCUUCCAGGUCUGAGCUACAAUAUCUCAGUGGGAUUAGGGACAGGAGGGAAGGAGACUCUAACAUUAACUGAUGCUGCCAUACCUGUGGAUCUAAGACCAAAGUCACCUCUGUACCUGGGUAUCGAACAACAGCUGCACAAGAAUGGUCAAUUAAAAGAAGGUCAAGGAACUCCAGCUCAGCCUUCGGCAUCAGAAUAUCAUGAUACAGAGAAAAAUUACAAAAAAUCUGAAGAAACGCAGGUCGAACAAAAGGAAAGUUGUGGAAGUCCAGUAUUUUUAUCUUUGGAAAUGGACUCUCAGAUAAAGGAUAUUAAUCCACCGAUGUUGCAGUCCACUUCAGAAGAUGAAAUAGCAAAAAUGACUGAGAAGCUGGUUACCGCUGAUUUAAAUGAUGGUUGUAACGAAACAAGUGCUUCAAAAGAGCAAUGCACAGUGACAUCUCAGAAUGAUGCUGCUGUUUCAUCAUUAUUUGAAUCCCCUUUGGAUAGUCCAGACACAGAAAACCAAUCUGAUUCUGAGAGUGACUAUAGGAUUCAAAUUAAUGAAUCAUCUGAUACUGUGGAAAGAAAUAUAGAUUGCACGUCGUCGAAAACAAUUUCCGAAAUAAAUUCGGAUUCUCAGCUGUACAACAUGUUGACCACAGAUCUGUCAAUAAUUGACGGUUCUACAGAAUGUACAGAUGGAAAUCAUGAUGGAAAUUUAGCAUAAUUUGAUUGCAAAUUUUAUAUUUUAGUUUUAAUCAAUAAUUUUUAAAUUAAGGUCAAUCAUCUUUAAACAAUGGUAAAGCUCUUCAACCUAACCUGAGUACAUGUACAAACUACAAUUUUCCUUAAAAAUGAAUAUCAGCACUUCAUAGGAUGUGAUAUGAAUGUUUAUGCAUCUGGAAUUGUGAACUGAGUUCUAGCGGAAACAGCCUUUUCCCAUAUCUGAAAAUGUAAAGUAGAUUAAAUGAUUAAUUAUUACCUAUGAAAAAUAUGUGUUUUCACCAAAACCUUUUAGUAUUCCUACAAAAUAUUUUAAAAUAUAAAUUUAUCACACUUUUUUUUGUUUCUCCAUGAUAGCAGCGAGGCAUGUUUUCCUUGUUUUGUUUGUCUUUAGGAACCAUUUGAAAAAUUCUUCAGUGGAAUGUAGUAUUCACACAAUGAGGUUUCAAAAUGUUUCUGUCCAAAACAAAAUACUUAUUUUGGGUAACAUUCUGCACCAGAAUGUCUCAAGUAACAUUGACCCACAACAAUUGCUGGAAAUAGGAAGGAAAAUAAUUUAGGAUUAAUCCUUCCUCAAAUAUGUGUACAUAAAAAAUUAAUCUCCGUAUUAAUGUGUCCUGACUGUGCUGUUGUGCACUUUCUGCAUUUCCUCUUUCUGAUUUCCAACAAUUCAAAUUCAUUUCUAAAUUCAUUUUAGAACUUGCAAACUUUUUGCUAUAAAUUGCUGUGUUACAACUGGAAUUCCUUCAGAUCAAAGUGUGAUAUAGGAGCAAGAAAAGGAUUGUCAGUGAUUUUGUUAAAUCAGAUAUUUAUAUGUUCUUGAAAGAAAACUACUUGCACAAGUUUUCUAUUUACCAGCUGUGAUAUGUUGCCAUUAUUAUUGCAUAUCAGUAGGCAGCAUCCCAAGCUCCAAUGCAAACAUAAAAUUGUUUGUUUUAAUCACGAGUUGCUAACAUGCAAAUUAUAUAUGUAUUCUAAUUUUUAAAAAAGUUGGAAAUAGAAGAAAAUGACAGUCAAUAUUGUAACUUUUCCAUACAUCUUUAAUGACUCAAGGUUUAUUACAUCUGGAGGACAUAUUUAAUGCAGUAAUAUAAAUAAUGUAUUUGUUUUCAUAAUGAUUUUUAUUAAUUAGCUUAGUUGGGUGCUGAAUGUUGCAGCUUGUGUAUGUUAUGCUGGAAGCAAGAACAUAUUAAUGGAAUGUACUAAUUACUUGUGGGCGAGGGAUUGGGGGGCAGUAGACCUUUACUGAUGGUUUCAGAAUAGAAAAUCCACCAAGAGAAGUCUCAGGUAUUGUAUUACAACUGUCUUUGUUAUGUAGUGUCCUGUUAUAAAGACCUACCAAAAAUUAUUAAGAUUCUGAAUUUGUGAAAUUUGAUAAUUACAAGAGAAAUGGUGACAAAUGUAAAGAUUUUGCAUUAUUUUAAUGACUGUCAGACCAGACAUUAUCUCAUUGAAUGGCAUAGCUCUCAUGAUAGGCUGAUUGCUCUACUUCCAUACCAACAUCAUAUGACCUAUAGUCAGGUUAGAGCUUAAGAUUCACAUUAGAAAGAUUGAUUGACAGUAUAAUCACGUUAUUUUGGCUCACCUUACAGUUAAAUCAAGAGCAGCAGAACACAAAAUCGUAGAGUGGAGGAAAAUAAUGCAACCUUUUGUUGAAUCUAAGAAGGGAAAAAUUGUCCUUUUACUUGUUCAUGUGCUAUUUAUAACUUUGAUGGAAAAUAUUUGCAGUAUUUAAUGUUUUCUUCAGUUUUCAAAGUUAUCGAUAGCUGUCACACUGAGAAGACUAAGCUAUUAUUUAACUUGGCACUUUAGUGAUUGACAUUUUAUUGUUGGUUGCAUGUAAUUAUCAAAAUCCAUGUCAAAAAGGGCUUUUUUAAAUGAAAUCACAGGGAAUCGAGCUGGUAAUUUUCUAAUUUUCUAAAUUUGAUGAUCUCCAAACAAGAACAGCUCUGUGGGGAAAUAUAUUUUAAAGAGAAAUUAUUGACAACUUGAAGUUCUUGAGUACAUUCAGGUCCACCGAUUUGACCACAAACAGCUUGCCAUGUAUUGUCAACCAUCACAACUUCUUACUGUUGUUGAGCUUUUGAAAUGUGUAAUUUUUUAAUUGAAAUUGACACAUUAGCAGAAGCAGAUUUUUUUAAAGAAAUGUUCAUUAUGAUAUUGCUUGUGUCAUCAUCUUUAACAAUAAAUAAUCCAGUCUAUUUGAGAGUUUAUUGGCAGAUAUUAUCAAUGCUAUUAACUUUUCUGUAUCAUAUUUUUUAGGUUUAGCUGCUUUCAGGAUGGAUAUUUGUAUGUGAAUUUAUUAUAUUAGGACUUGGUAUGGUCCCUUGCAGGGACCAGAUUGGAAUUAAGUAUUUUGGUGCCUAGGCCUAAAAUACUUUUUUAUCUUGCUACUCCUUUAUGUAUUUUAUUUGAAAUUAUUGGAAAACAUCUGUGAAGAGAAAUCAGAGUUAAUGUUUCAGGUCUGCUGACC